Molecule: messenger RNA, 522 nt
Organism: Coregonus clupeaformis (lake whitefish)
Lineage: Eukaryota; Metazoa; Chordata; Actinopteri; Salmoniformes; Salmonidae
Product: circumsporozoite protein-like
Exons: 2
Coding region: 1-522 (173 amino acids)
Source: RefSeq, a predicted model, not a curated record
AUGGCGUUCUCCGUUUUGCUGUACGGCCCCCCACAAGCGUCUUGGGACUCGUCUGGAGUCGGGAACCAGGAGGCCAGCGGUGGGUCAGGGAACCAGGAGGCCAGAGGUGGGUCAGGGAACCAGGAGGCCAGCGGUGGGUCAGGGAACCAGGAGGCCAGCGGUGGGUCAGGGAACCAGGAGGCCAGCGGUGGGUCAGGGAACCAGGAGGCCAGCGGUGGGUCAGGGAACCAGGAGGCCAGCAGUGGGUCAGGGAACCAGGAGGCCAGCGGUGGGUCAGGGAACCAGGAGGCCAGAGGUGGGUCAGGGAACCAGGAGGCCAGCGGUGGGUCAGGGAACCAGGAGGCCAGCAGUGGGUCAGGGAACCAGGAGGCCAGCGGUGGGUCAGGGAACCAGGAGGCCAGCGGUGGGUCAGGGGAACCAGGAGGCCAGCGGUGGGUCAGGGGAACCAGGAGGCCAGCGAUCAGAGGAAGAAUCCAGGCAGGUGGAGGUGAUCACAGCAGCACAGUCCAGACAAAGAGGUAG